Messenger RNA from Anisakis simplex (herring worm), 3765 nucleotides. NCBI's taxonomy places the organism in Eukaryota, Metazoa, Nematoda, Chromadorea, Rhabditida, Anisakidae. The record is from the annotation of a GenBank genome assembly.
CGUAAACGUCAGCUGAAUGAUGACUCAGAGAACGGUGAGAAUAUAAGCAAUGGAAAAUCAACAAUCGACAAAAUUGCAUUCGGUUCGGCGGGUGGUUAUGAUACGGAUGUGUAUGGAAGUGUUCGUGGUAAUCGAAAAUCAGAUUAUUUGACGUCGAUCAACACGGGUGAUGACGAUGAUGAGGGGGAUGAUGACCCUCUAAUGGGACCGAUGGCCGCUGCUAAGGCAAACUAUUCGGCACCAAAGCGCUUUGUCGAGGAAGCUGCCAAACACGCGAAUGAUGAUGAUCCGUUCGCAGAAACAAGAACAAAAACGAUCGCAGAAAGGCAAAGUAACUAUCAGGCGAGGGCUCGACACAGACAGAUUUCACCCGAACGAGCGGAUAUGUUCGCUGACCAAACGCCCGACAUUCGUGAUCGAUCGUAUGCACAGAUUAUGAAAGAGCAAAUGCUCCGUGAAGAAACGAGUAAAGUGGAGAAGGAGUUGGUGGAUAAGGCAAAGUCGGGUGAAUUGAAAAAUAGUGGCUCACAGCAACAGCAACAAGCUACGAAGACAUCGGCACCAGUGCAAAAACGAGGAAGAUGGGAUGAGACGCCGAAAAUUGAGGCACUCGGAGCCGGCGCAAUGACACCGUCAUCACAGACGCCCGGCUCAACCCAGCGAAAACGUUUGGGUAUCUCAUCGACUAUUUCUGCGGCGGCUGAGAUUGGUUGUUUUCAGAUAGCGACACCAAGAGUGGCACGAUGGGACGAAACGCCUGCACACGUGUCAGGAGUGGAUGCAACUCCGGUAUCUGGAGCAAAAACCUGGGAUGCAACGCCAAGCACACAAACACCUCGUCGAAAUCGAUGGGACGAAACCCCGCGAGAAUCCGUACGUGAUGGGAUGACACCAGGUGGGAUGACUCCAGGCGCAAUGACACCGGGAUGGGGUGCGGAAACACCGCGAGAUACACGAUUCACCGAUGAUGUGAAGGUUGAAGAAACACCGAGUGAAUCGAAACGUCGUUCGCGAUGGGAUUUGACACCGUCGGCUGCCACGCCAUCUGCGGCCACACCAUCUGCAGCCGGUGGGGCCACACCUAGUGCGGCCCAAAUGGCUGCCGCAGGCUCCGUGACUCCGUCUGGUUUCACGCCGAGCGCAGCACUCGGCGGAAUGACACCGUCAAUGAUGACUCCGGGUGGAACCACUCCGGUGGGAGCGCUGGCGAUGGGUCUCAAAACGCCAGCGAUGCCAACCGUACCGAUGACACCCGAUCAGAUGGCGAUGUUCAAAUGGGAACGUGAAGUGGAUGAGAGAAAUAGACCGUUAUCUGACGAUGAAUUGGAUGCGCUAUUUCCGCCCGGUUAUAAGAUUCUUCCACCGCCCAACGGUUAUAUUCCGAUUCGUACACCAGGUCGUAAACUAUUGGCAACACCAACGCCGAUGGGCGCUGCAGGCACACCGAUGGGUUUCACCAUGCAGGGAACACCCGAACGGCCGGGGCUCGGCGAUAAAUCACUCGCCGCGCUGGUCGAUACUCAACCGAAAAAUGCUGAUUUGCCCCCGUUGAAACCCGAGGAUAUGCAGUACUUCGAUAAACUGCUGAUGGAUGUGGAUGAGAGUACGUUGAGCAAAGAUGAACUCUGCGAACGUGAAAUUAUGACGUAUCUGUUGAAAAUCAAAAACGGCACUCCACCGCAACGCAAGAGUGGCCUUCGGAAGAUCACCGAGAACGCACGACGUUUUGGUGCAGGUGCUCUGUUCAAUCAGAUUCUACCACUGUUGAUGUCACCAACACUGGAAGAUCAGGAGAGGCAUCUUAUGGUCAAGGUAAUCGAUCGUGUGCUGUAUAAAUUGGANGAUUUGGUUCGACCGUACGUCCAUAAAAUAUUGGUGGUCAUUGAACCAUUGUUGAUCGAUGAGGACUAUUACGCACGAGUGGAGGGACGUGAGAUCAUCUCGAAUCUAGCAAAAGCUGCGGGUUUGGCGACGAUGAUAUCAACAAUGCGACCGGACAUAGACAAUGUGGAUGAGUAUGUUCGUAAUACAACGGCACGUGCGUUCGCUGUGGUGGCAUCGGCACUGGGCAUACCGGCCCUUUUGCCUUUCCUGAAGGCAGUCUGCAAGAGUAAGAAGAGUUGGCAAGCGAGACAUACAGGAAUAAAGAUAGUUCAACAGAUGGCGAUUCUAAUGGGAUGUGCAGUUUUGCCGCAUUUAAGAGCAUUGGUGGAGAUUGUAGAGACUGGAUUGGUGGAUGAUCAACAGAAGGUGCGAACGAUCACAGCGUUGUGUCUGGCUGCAUUGGCUGAGGCAGCCACACCGUACGGUAUCGAGGCGUUCGACUCGGUGCUGAAACCACUCUGGAAAGGUAUCAGAUCGCAUCGAGGAAAGGGUUUAGCGGCCUUCUUGAAGGCAAUUGGCUUUCUGAUUCCGUUGAUGGACGCUGAAUACGCGUCGUAUUACACUCGGGAAGUGAUGCUGAUCCUGAUUAGAGAGUUCGCAUCGCCUGAUGAAGAAAUGAAGAAGAUUGUGUUGAAGGUGGUGAAGCAGUGCUGUGCAACGGACGGUGUAGAGGCUGCUUAUAUUCGUGAUGAAAUUUUGACACAUUUCUUCAAAGCAUUCUGGAAUCAUAGAAUGGCAUUGGACAGACGCAAUUAUAGACAGUUGGUCGAUACAACUGUGGAAAUGGCACAAAAGGUUGGAUCAGCGGAAAUGAUAGCGCGUAUAGUGGACGAUUUGAAAGAUGAGAAUGAGUUGUAUCGUAAAAUGGUUAUGGAGACGAUAGAGAACAUAGUGGCGUUGAUGGGUGCAAACGAUAUUGAUGCGCGCCUGGAGGAACAGCUCAUCGACGGCAUCGUUUAUGCGUUCCAGGAACAAACUCAGGAGGACGCCGUAAUGUUGGAUGGAUUCGGAACGGUGUGUAAGGGAUUGGGACGUCGCACAAAGCCGUAUUUACCACAAAUUUGUGGUACUAUCUUGUGGCGAUUAAACAAUAAGUCAGCAAAAGUUCGACAACAAGCUGCAGAUUUGAUCGCCAAACUAGCGCCAGUAAUGAAUAUUUGUCAAGAAGAGAAACUGAUGGGUCAUUUGGGUGUUGUUUUGUAUGAGUAUUUGGGAGAGGAGUAUCCCGAGGUGUUGGGCUCGAUUUUGGGUGCACUGAAAUCGAUUGUGAACGUGAUUGGUAUGACGAAGAUGACUCCGCCGAUCAAGGAUCUGUUGCCGAGACUUACGCCAAUCCUCAAAAAUCGACACGAGAAAGUGCAAGAGAACUGCAUCGAUUUGGUGGGACGUAUUGCGGAUCGUGGCAGUGAGUUUGUGUCGGCACGUGAAUGGAUGCGUAUCUGUUUUGAAUUGCUCGAGUUGCUAAAGGCACACAAGAAGUCAAUUCGACGUGCUGCAAUCAACACAUUCGGAUAUAUUGCGAAGAUCGCGAUGGAUGCUGUUGCGCAUUUGACAUUAGGUGUGUACGGGUUCGGUUGUGAGGACGCCCUCAUACAUAUCUUCAAUUACGUAUGGCCGAAUAUGCUUGAAAAUUCACCACAUGUCAUCCAACGAUUCAUAUUUUCAUGCGAUGCCAUGCGUGUUUCAUUGGGUCCAAUCCGUGUAAUGCAGUAUUGCCUACAAGCCCUUUGGCAUCCGGCUCGAAAAGUUCGAGAGCCAAUUUGGAAGGUAUUCAACAAUCUGAUGUUAGGAUCGCAGGAUGCUCUAGUGGCUGGAUAUCCGCGAGUACAGAACACCGAACGGAAUUCGUAUAUUCGAUAUGAAUUGGAUUACGUUCUUUGA